AUCUAUAAUAAGAUGCCAAUUAUUACAUCAAACAUGGCUCAAUAAAACUUUUCAGUAUAAUUCACAAAAAUAAACUUGAAUGUUUCACUCGCGUUCAACGAUUCCAGAGUUUUCUUACUCUUCCUUUUUGUUAUUUAAAAAAAAAAACCAUGAGCCAUCAUAACUCACCGUAUUCGCAGAGAAAAAAGAUUCCCAAAAAUCCACAUCUGUCUCUACACAAUAACUAUGACAAGUUGAAAAAAGUUACCUCGACGACUUCCUCGGACGAAAUUACGGAGGUGCAGCAUGAAAUUCAAAAUGGCGGAGAGACGGUAGAAUCAACGAAUCUUCAAUCGAAUAUGAUCCAGAGCGCGGGGGUCAAUCAUUUUCUACGCCAGUACAGAAAUUUUUUGAAGCACGAUGAAUAUUUUCUCUUAUCGAGUUCUCGUUCACAGAUCAUUGGCUUUACUUCGAACGAGAAAAAUAAACAUCAUACCAAUAAUGCGGGGAAAACAGCAGAAAUUCCGACGCCACAAUUGUUGUUGGCAGCUAAUUGCAGCGCACUGGAAGAAGGAAGCGGUUUGAUGGGAGUCCUUAGCAAGAAGUUGUACCUUGCCGAAAGUCAGAUGCAUCGAAUGCAGGUGAUAAUGUCAAAAGCGGACGCAAAGCUGACUGAAAAAGAUGCUGAAAUCAGUCGACUUAAGCGAAAGGUCAGAGACUGGGAAAUGAAAUUCAAAAGCCAGGAGAACGUACAUAAGAAAGAAAUUCGGAAAGAACGAAAGCAGGUUGAAGAUUCGGAAUACCUUUACAAACGUUGUUUGAUGCUCGAACAUCAAAUUUAUGAAAUGGAGAAAUUCUUGGCUGACUAUGGACUGGUAUGGAUAGGGAACGAUAAUAAAACUCACAAGUCAAGCUGCAAUGAACAAAAAUUGAAUAAUGACUACUUGAAGACCUGUUAUAAGCAGCUGAUUGCGAAUAUCGAAAAGUUGAACCUGACGCUUGGCGAAGGUGAGGUUCAUGUUCAUCACGAAAAAGAAGGGAUAGGAGCAUCAUUCAAGACGUCCUCCAGCAUGUCUCUAAAAUUCUACAAGAAUGGUCUGGUCGUACAAAAUGGCUGCAUACGACCCUACGAAGACGCAGGAGUCGCUUGUUUCGUACGGGAUAUUCUUGACGGCUAUUUUCCCACCGAACUUCAAAAACUCUACCCAAAUGGAGUUCCCUUCAAAGUCGAAGACCGCAGAACAGAAGUCUUUCGGGGUCCCGGUAGCGUAUUUGCGGGACAGGGUCAUCGACUGGGAAAAUCAAUCCCGGGGGAAACCGUUUCCCCGGAGGGGAAUAGAAAUAGAACAUCAUCUAAUCUCCAAAGGCAAAAUUUUUGCAGUCCUAAACCGACCGUUCCACCGUUAUUUUUUGCUUGUAACUCAAUUAGGUCACCUAAAUCAAAAAGUUCACAGGAAACACAAUCUUCUGAGAUGAUGCAGCUACGGUCCCAAAUUUUAGCAUCCCACAAUAAUAAUUGCUCAGAGUCCCAUAUACAGUCUCACAUAAAUGCAGAUCUCGGUUUGACGCCUCGCAUGGAGAAGGUGAAUAUCAUUUUUCAUUUUCAUUUCUUCUCACGAAUACCCCAUGUUCUCUCUUGUUCUUUAUAUCAGAAGCGCGAAUUGGCAACUAAAGAAACGGAAUUCAAAAUCUCUGUUAGAGACCAAACGUUCAAGAUAAAACACGAUAAUCGCGUUGGAUCCCGAAGAUUCUGUUCAAAUUCUGGAAUUAGUAAAAACAAUUCGACGGAGCGAUCUUCGGGCCGAUAUUCCCACGGUCGCUUGGAAAGCACAUGCAGCGAUAAUCGAAGAUCUUAUUCAAGAUCUACAAGUUUACCAGGCCGUAAAUUGAAAAUCCGAUCCCUAUCGAAGCUCAGAACUCUGUCGGGUAAAGCUGCAGGCACUUCUGAUUGUGAAACUAUCUCGAAUAUGGGAGUAAAAAGACCACGAGUAACGAAGUCUGCAACGCUGCAGGAUAGGAAAUUUGCGGAGCCGCUUUCUUAUCAGAUAAAUGAGCCGACCGGUAAACCCGGAGAAUUGAAACUGAAAGUUAGGUCACUGAAUGGCUGCAUGGUUUUCCUGGUGCAUCUCGAUCCAGACGAUACUGUUGCCAGACUCUAUCAAUUGUUGGACACGUGCGUGUUCAAAAACAGGUCAAGAAUCGGGUACAAGGUGGUAAUAAGCGGGUACACGCCGAAGAGAUUAGUCCAGUUAGGCGUGUCUUUAAGAGAAUAUGGAAUUCUAAGGGACAGCGUACUCCACAUUGUUAACGAUUGAUAGCGAUGGAAGAAUCAG
Messenger RNA from Athalia rosae (coleseed sawfly), 2312 nucleotides. RefSeq lists its product as uncharacterized. Bases 150 to 2294 code for a protein of 714 amino acids. Gene Ontology annotation, biological process: proteasome-mediated ubiquitin-dependent protein catabolic process. The transcript has 12 exons. Gene Ontology annotation, molecular function: ubiquitin binding. NCBI's taxonomy places the organism in Eukaryota, Metazoa, Arthropoda, Insecta, Hymenoptera, Athaliidae. The record is from RefSeq and is a predicted model, not a curated record.